UUGUCGCCGAAUGUAGUGGAUUGGAUUGGAUAGUAGAGGAAGAGAAAUCAUAAAUAGAAGACACAAAUACUGCGCCGCUAUAUAUAUAUUUUUUUCAGUGGAUAAGAUUCAGUAUAUCAGUGUGGAUUCCCUAUAAAUAUAAUAAGUACUUAGUAGAGGCCAAUUGCCAAAUCGAUUGCCGGGUUGACAUAUACCAUGCACCAAUGCUUUCACAAGUAAUUCCAAACCAGUUCUUAUCCGCUUCCACCAAAAACUGUCAAUCUCCACCAAGUCUCCACCCACCAAAACUGGCAAUCAUCCUGCUCCUUCAUGUUAGUAGUUAUAUCCAGUCACUCACAUGUGUUGCAGUUGGACUAACAGUGGUAGACAGACGCAGACGAAAGUGUACUUCUUCUUGCUGCUGCUGUUCUAAAGUCUAAACUAGCACAAACAAACUUAAGAGCGUACAGCCUUGCUCAAAAGUAGGUAGGAAUCGAGCUUGAGACUUUUUGAGAAUCAAAAAUUUUGGGAGAAUGAGAUCAGGAGGUGAAGUGGAAGAGCAAGACGAGCAAAGCAGAGUUCUGUACGAGCUGUGCGCCAUGAUCUUCCACGUCCUCCAAACCCCACCGCUUCCCAUCUCCUCCUUCCCGGGAAUCGUGCGCCCCGCCGUCUCCUCCCGCACUUUCCUGGCUUCCCCGGCAGCCUUCGCCUCCCUUUUUCUCGGGAUAUCUGCGGCUCUGAUGCUGUUUGGGUGCGUGACUUUCGUCUUCGGCUUAUGCUUGAUGCCUGUGGUCAUCGCACUGGUUAUGCUCUUCCACUUUGUGGGCAUGCUUUACAACUUAUCUGAACUGGGCCGGACCAUCCUGUGGCCGGACUGCUCAACCACACCUCCUGUCCCAGGUGAUUUGUUGGGUUGGAACUUGGAAGACGUGCUGCUCCGAGGUUGCUUUUUAGACAGUGAAUUAUGAAUCGUGGGUAUUAGAGGAAAUCUCUCGGUGGUGGUGGUGGUAACUGGUAAUAAGACGCCAAUUCCAGCUCUGCCUUCUCUUUGCGCGGCCCUUUUCAGUUUCAGUACGCUAAUUUGAAUGACUGACGCAAAUAUGCGCAGCAGCCAAAUGUUCAACUCUGGAAUGGUUCAUUCUCCAAGAUUACAUUUAGGGAAGUGUGUUAAAACUGGUUCAAGAUUCUCGAUAAUUCAUACGUCGUCGUGUUUUUGUUCCUUUAAGUUGUCGAAUUUGCUUGUACUAAUUAGUAGUACUAGUAUUCGUUUAUAUGGCUUUUGGUAAAGCGGAUAUCGUGUCUGCCUGCAGCAUGCAUGUAGAUUUUUGUGAUGCUGAGCUAUCUGGAGGACACAGGAGGAGGAACUUUAAAAAAAAAAAAAAAAAAAAAAAUUUGUGUUUAUUUGUUUGCUUGAACGAGUUGCGGAAGCUGGAAGAAUGGCACAUGCUCCACAUGCACACACUCUGAGAGUUGCGUUUCUACUUCUUUAGACGGCCGCCGGACGGCUGUCCCAACACUCUUUAGGCCCACCCUGUAAUGGACUGAACUUUCUAGGAGGUUGUCAUGCUCUUCUGUCCAUCUUUCCGAUUCAUUGAAAGCCCAAAUUCUAUUCUCCUGGAUUAGUCCUGUGCUAUUUAGCCAAAGGUUACACUAACAAUGGGUUCAGCCCGCCGUGCAAUACAUUCGGGUCAUCGAUCGACGAAUCCUCCGUAGGUCAGCCCAAUGGUUGAUAUUGGUGAUUUGUGUAGCAUCUACGGUUUACACGGACCAUGCUCCAGUAUUGUCCCAGAAGUAGUUAUCAGGUCCCUUUUAACCGUGGCAAGGAUAAAUUGAAAGAAAUUUAGUUUAGUUCUAUGGUUUGGAAAAAGAAAAAAAGCCAUCAUAUCAUUUGCCUCCAAGCCAAAGCAUGCAGCAUUGCGGCCGGACGUCUUUAAUUUAGUUCGGGUCUUCUAGUCUUUGGGGUUGGUCUCUUCAAAAAAAAGUCUUUGGGAUAGUGCUUAGUAGUAGCACUUGUAACUUUUAGUAGCUGACUAAAAUUCUUGGGGAUUGUUGCUUCUGCUUUCCUCCUGCCUGCACAAGAUUAAAUCAGCUGGUAAAGGUACUCUUUUAACAAAAAAGAAAAAAAAAAAAAUUCUAUGAACUCUACGCGAUGUAGAACGUUCUAGGAUCUUAAUGCAGUUAGCUUUUUUCCCAAAAAAAAAAAAGAAAAAAAAAGAAAAAGAUGAAUGAAAGAAACUUCACUUAGAAACGAAACCCCAAUCUUCUUUCUUCUGCCUUUUAAUGUUUACGUACAUGCACCAUCCACCAGCUCUUUUUGCCCAAAUAUUAUUAUUAUUAUCAUCAUCAUGUAUAUAAAUGUGUGUCAUUUGAUUUGAGACUCCCACCUUCAUGAAUCAUCCACAAAAAAUAAAAAGACCCCUCGUAUUUUUUUCAAUUAUUGGAAGCCAAAAAGUUACCUAAGCCCCUUCUCCAGCAUAUAAAGCAAAUCCCACUAUCACAACAUUCCUUUUCUUUCUCUAUUAAACCUACUUUCUCUUUCCAUCCGUCCCAAGUUUAGUAUAGCAUCCCCCUCAUACUUCCACGCUAAGAAAUUUAGCACCAAAACUCUCAUUCUUUUGCCUCUACAUAUUCGCCAAUAAACCCUUCAUCAUCGGAGGGAAACACGCGGAUCCAAUUUAGACACCAAAAAGACAAAAAAAACGCCAGACGCCAUCCUUAAGCUGCUCGCUUCCCCAGCAAAAAAAAACAAGAAGAAGAAGAAGAAGAAGAAUCAGAGAGAGACUUGUAGAUAAAUGAGUACAGAUUGGGGACCAGUUGUGGUUGCGGUGGCGAUGUUCAUCCUCUUGUCGCCUGGGUUGCUCUUCCAGCUGCCUGCAAGAACGAGGAUUAUGGAGUUUGGGAACAUGUACACUAGUGGGAUUUCCAUUCUGGUUCAUGCUGUCCUGUAUUUCUGUAUAUACACCAUCUUGAUUGUGGCAAUUGGUGUUCACAUAAGAGCUGGUUGAUCACCAACAUUCCCACCUCCACGUACGGAAAUUAUUACUCGAUCGACACUUCUUCUUUAACUUUUUGUAGUAGACUAGUAUUUCUUUUUUCCCAUAGCAUGCAUGAUCAAUAAUUUCUCUUUCCAUCACUUUCUGCCGGUCACCACCCUUUCUCUUUAUGGAAGUGCUCGCUCCCGUAUGUGUGUAUGUAUCGAAUCCCAGGAGUUCAAAAUGCCGUGCGUUUGAUUUUAUACGCCCAGAUUAUACUUUUAUAGUAGCACUACUUAAUUAUCAAGAAGGUCUUGUAUCAAUAUUCAAAGGUGCUAGCAACUCUUCAUUUGUCACAAGUCUGAUAAAUCAAAUAAAAUGUGCCGGAUACUUGUAAGA
Molecule: messenger RNA, 3350 nt
Organism: Coffea arabica (coffee)
Lineage: Eukaryota; Viridiplantae; Streptophyta; Magnoliopsida; Gentianales; Rubiaceae
Source: RefSeq, a predicted model, not a curated record